Molecule: messenger RNA, 420 nt
Organism: Coprinopsis cinerea okayama7#130
Lineage: Eukaryota; Fungi; Basidiomycota; Agaricomycetes; Agaricales; Psathyrellaceae
Exons: 2
Coding region: 1-420 (139 amino acids)
Source: RefSeq, a predicted model, not a curated record
AUGAUCUCCAUUGACAUACAUAUGGACGUUCUCGCCGGUCGGUCAAGCUCGGGGCUGUCGGGUCGGGAAGUUGGGGUUGGAAUAUUCGACUUCUGGAUUAGGUUGCCUAGCCCCAGAGGUCUUAACAGCACAUGUUUUUUCGAGUUCGUGGAGAGGGAACGAUGUUGCCGCUCUGGGCAGUUGUGGACCUGUGGAUUAGAUGGAACGGCAGAAGGUCGGUGGAAAGAAAGAAGGAAGGAAGGAAGGACUCGGAUGCCCAGGGGGGAUGAGGAUGAUGAUGAUGAUGGAACGAAUUGGACAAUCCAGCGAGGUCUCGCAUCAAACCUGGAAUGGGAUGGCUCUGGGAUGUGGUGGUGUGGUGUGGCUCUCCUGUCGACAGACACGAGGCAGGGACAGAGACAAUGUGGGUUCGGUAACUGA